Messenger RNA from Funneliformis geosporum, 146 nucleotides. The record is from the annotation of a GenBank genome assembly. NCBI's taxonomy places the organism in Eukaryota, Fungi, Glomeromycota, Glomeromycetes, Glomerales, Glomeraceae.
AUGAUAUUACAUUAUGCACAAAGAGUUCAAAGUAAAAAGGCUGCUGCAAAAAGGUUUGAUAUUGAAUCAAAGCAAAUAAGAGAUUGUGAAAAAAGUGAACAACUUAUGACUUCAGCUCCAUAUAUUAAAAAGUUACAUCCAGGAAG